UGCCACGCGUUGUUUUUAACAGGCUAUUUAGUGUUGUGCAAGGCGUUGGCGUGUCGGACCGGUCGGGCAGGUCGGUGUGUGGGGGGGCAAAGCAGGUGAGACAGGGGGGGGGGGAGAAGGGCGGGGAGCCGCCGCCGAGCUCGCCACAAGCAGGAAGAAGAGGAAAACAUGGUGCGGUGACAGAACGCCCGGACGCAGACUGACACCAGCAUUCACCUUUUUAUUUAUUUAUAGAAAUCUGCGAAGUACACAGAAUACCGGAGUUGACAAGAUGAGUCGGCGGCGGGCAGACUCCGAUGGUUCCCUGGGGCCUGACGAUGAGGUCAUGCCAUACAGUGAUGAUGAGACGGAUGAUGAAUUGGGUGAAAGCUCGGAAGGGGAACCAGAGCCACCAGGAGCCGGAGUCCUGCAUCCCCCAGCGGAUGCUAGACCCAGCGAGAUGGCGUGGAAGGUGAAAGCCAAUGACCGACCUUAUCACCACCUGCCAGAAUUUCAGAAAAAGGUCUUCCUGUGCAUCAAGAAGAGCAGAUACUCUGGAAACGCCAUCACGACGUACAAGUACAACGUUCUCACCUUCCUCCCUCUGAACCUGUACGAGCAGUUUAAGAGAGUUGCCAACCUCUAUUUCCUGGCUCUGCUAAUCUUACAGAUCAUUCCAGACAUUUCUACUCUGCCCUGGUACACCACGCUGAUUCCUCUAGUCGUGGUGCUUGGAGUCACUGCCAUCAAAGACCUGGUGGACGAUCUGGCGCGGCACAGGAUGGACAAGGAGAUCAACAACAGGAAGUGUGAGGUCCUGCUUGAUGGCAGGUUUCAAGAGACAAAGUGGAGGAACAUGCAAGUUGGAGAUGUUGUUCGAAUGAAGAAGAACGACUUUAUUCCAGCAGACAUCCUGCUGUUAUCCAGCUCCAACCCAAACAGCCUGUGCUAUGUAGAAACAGCUGAGCUUGACGGCGAGACCAACCUGAAGUUUAAGCUGGGACUCAGAGUGACUGAUGAGAGACUGCAGGGUGAGCGUCAGCUGGCUGAGUUCAAUGCUCUGAUCGAGUGCGAGGAGCCAAACAACCGCCUGGACAAGUUUGUUGGGACGAUGCUGUAUGAGGGGAAGCGUUACCCUCUGGACCUGGACAACAUGCUGCUCCGCGGCUGCACGAUCAGAAACACCGAGGUGUCUCACGGCCUGGUCAUCUUCGCGGGAGCCGAUACCAAAAUCAUGAAGAACGGCGGGAAGACGAGAUUCAAGAGGACCAAAAUUGACGAGCUGAUGAACUACAUGGUUUACUCGAUCUUCGUGCUGCUGAUCCUGGUGGCGGCAGGUCUGGCCAUUGGUCACACCUAUUGGUACGAGGAUAUCGGCUCUCGUGCCUGGUAUCUGUUCGAUGGCAAAAAUCAGAGCUCGUCCUACAGAGGCUUCCUCAGCUUCUGGGGAUACAUCAUCGUCCUCAACACCAUGGUGCCCAUUUCUCUAUAUGUCAGUGUGGAGGUGAUUCGUCUGGGCCAGAGUAAGUUCAUCAACUGGGACCUGCAGAUGUAUUUUUUACAGAAAGACACACCAGCCAAGGCUCGAACCACUACCCUGAACGAGCAGCUCGGCCAGGUCGAGUACAUCUUCUCCGACAAGACGGGAACUCUCACACAGAACGUCAUGCAGUUCAAGAAGUGCACCAUCGCUGGACGCAACUACGGAGAACCGACUACAGCUGCGGGACUGGUGCUGGAGCGAGGAAGGCCGGUGGACUGGAGCUGGAACGAGCAUGCGGACAGAAGUUUCCAGUUCGUGGAUCAUUCCCUGGUAGAAUGCAUCCGAUCCGGGAAGGAUAAAGAGACUAAUGAGUUCUUCAAACUGCUCUCUCUCUGUCACACAGUCAUGGUGGAGCACAAAGACGAUGGUCUGGUGUACCAGGCGGCGUCUCCUGAUGAGGGCGCCCUGGUGACGGCAGCCAGGAACUUCGGCUAUGUGUUUCUGUCUCGUACACAGGACACCAUCACCAUCAAAGAGAUGGAGGAGGAGAAAACCUACGAGAUGUUGGCGCUGCUCGACUUCAACUCCGACCGCAAGCGCAUGUCUAUCAUCUUGAAGUUUCCUGACGGUCGUAUUCGUCUCUACUGUAAAGGAGCCGACACUGUCAUCUACGAGCGACUUUCCCCCAACUCCAGACACAAAGACACUACCCAGACAGCUCUGGAUAUCUUUGCCAACGCGACCCUGCGGACGCUGUGCUUGUGUUACAAAGACAUCAGCGCGGACGAGUACCAAGCCUGGUCCGAGUUACACCAAGAAGCCCAGGUGGCCACGUCAGACAGAGACGCUGCCCUCGAUCGCAUUUACGAGAAGAUCGAAAGCAACCUGAUGCUGAUUGGGGCGACAGCCAUUGAGGACAAAUUGCAGGACGGAGUGCCAGAGACCAUCUCCAAACUGGCCAAGGCUGACAUCAAGAUCUGGGUCCUGACCGGAGACAAGAAAGAAACGGCGGAAAAUAUUGGAUAUUCUUGUUCACUUUUGACAGACGACAUGCAGAUCCACUACGGAGAAGACGUCAAUGAGAAGCUGAAGGUCCGUCAGGCCAAGAGGAGACUUGAGCCGGUAACUUUCCGUCGGGGCAAAAAGAAACCUGCCGAGGCUUUCUUCCCCGAAUCGGGCAAAAACGCUCUCGUCAUCACGGGAGGAUGGCUGAAUGAGAUUCUGUAUGAAAAGAAGAAGAAACGCCGUCGUCUACGUCUGCGUCGCUUGGGAAAGCGAGUGCCUCCUAGCAACCCUCAGGACGGCCAGCCGAUGGACGACUGGGAGAAGGAGAUGAGACAGAUUGACUUUGUGGACAUGGCCUGUGAGUGCGAGGCGGUCAUCUGCUGUCGCGUCACACCAAAGCAGAAGGGUAACGUGGUGAGUUUGGUGAAGAAGUACAAGAAAGCCGUGACGCUGUCAAUCGGCGACGGAGCCAAUGACGUCAACAUGAUCAAGACUGCAGACAUCGGUGUUGGUAUCAGUGGUCAGGAGGGGAUGCAGGCCGUCAUGUCCAGCGACUACGCCUUCGCUCAGUUCCGUUACCUGGAGCGCCUCCUGCUGGUGCACGGACGCUGGUCUUACAUCCGGAUGUGCAAGUUCCUCCGUUACUUUUUCUUCAAGAAUUUCGCCUUCACACUGGUCCACUUCUGGUACUCGUUCUUCAAUGGAUACUCCUCACAGGUCGCCUAUGAAGACUGGUUCAUCACUCUCUACAAUCUCUGUUACAGCAGCUUACCCGUUCUACUAGUUGGACUACUUGACCAGGAUGUUAACGACAAACUGAGCCUGAAAUUCCCCAAACUCUACCUGCCCGGCCAGCAGGGGUUAUUGUUUAACUACAGGAAUUUCUUCAUCAGCUUGUUCCACGGCAUCUUUGUCUCGCUUGUCAUCUUCUUCAUCCCCUACGGAGCCUUCCUUCAGACCAUGGGGCAGGACGGAGAAGCCCCCUCCGACUACCAGUCCUUUGCCAUCGUCACCGCCUCGUCGCUCAUUUUCACAGUCAACCUGCAGAUCUCUCUGGAGACCUCCUACUGGACAUUUGUUAACUGCUUUGCGGUUUUGGGCAGCAUUGCCAUCUACUUUGGCGUCAUGUUUGAUAUCCACAGUGCCGGAAUCCACGUCAUCUUCCCCUCAGUGUUCACCUUUACUGGUGCAGCGUCGCACGCACUUCGUCAGCCCUACCUGUGGUUAACCAUCAUCCUGACUGUGGGCAUCAGCCUGCUCCCUGUCAUCUGCAUCCAGUUCCUCCAUAAGAGCAUCUGGCCCUCAGUAGGGGAUAAGAUCCAGAGAAACAGGAAGAAGUACGAGAUGGAGCUGUUGCAGGAGGAGAAGAAAAAGGCACCAGGCUUCCAGCGUGGUGGGCGUUCCCGCCGCUCCGCCUAUGCCUUCUCCCACUCUCGUGGCUACGCCGACCUCAUCUCGUCUGGGCGGAGCAUUCGGCGACGACCGGCGGCCCGCGGCGUAUUCCAGGAAACCAUCAGCGAGGUUCCCCAGACAGCAGCCGAAAACAUCUGACGGGGCUGACCGGGAGAUGGAGCAAAACUAGCCAGAAGUGGGAAGAGUUCAAGGAGUGCUUGGUUUAUCUUUAAUUUUUUUCUGUGGAGGCGCUGCUGGAAUGGUCGUCAUCCGAAACUCUGCACAGACACGACGGUGUUCAAAGAGACCCCUUUUGUUGUGAUGUUCAAGUCCGUAGGAAGUAAAAGUAGAGCGCUCCUAAAGUCACUCAUCUUAUAGAAAUAAAAUGAGCGGCUUUUUCAGAAAGUUAAACGAAGCACUACUGAAUGUGUCUUUGCUGCAGUCUGGGACUCACUGCAUUUUAUCCUCUGUGCACAAACUCUUGUUAAAUGCAAAAGGA
Etheostoma spectabile (orangethroat darter) is the source of this 4358-nucleotide messenger RNA. RefSeq names its product ATPase phospholipid transporting 8B1 (gene atp8b1). The record is from RefSeq and is a predicted model, not a curated record. The transcript has 30 exons. Bases 272 to 4018 code for a protein of 1248 amino acids. Gene Ontology annotation, cellular component: plasma membrane; trans-Golgi network. Lineage: Eukaryota; Metazoa; Chordata; Actinopteri; Perciformes; Percidae. Gene Ontology annotation, molecular function: ATP hydrolysis activity; ATPase-coupled intramembrane lipid carrier activity; ATP binding. Gene Ontology annotation, biological process: phospholipid translocation; Golgi organization.